UUGGGACGAGCGGACAAAUAUAAAAUGGUGUGCUGAAGACAGGGAGGAGUUAGUUAGUUAAUUAGUCCGUCGACGUGAGUCGCAUUGUUAGUAGUUGGCCAGUCAGAACCAGUUGAAGCAUGUUACUAAAGCACGACUAGCGCGUAUUCGCAUAGCCAAAGCUUCUUCAGGAGCAGCUUUCGUUAGGAAAAAGAAAGCAGCUCAAGAGUCUGGUAUCGAGCUAGAUGACAGCUACAGGGAAGAAUGCAGCACUAGGGCAAGAAUGCAGCACAGGGCAAGAAUGCAGCAACUUCGAAUUGCAGCACCAUCAUUUACUGCGCUGCCUGAAAAAGACUACAGACCGAGAAUUUGUCGAGCUCGAGGUACCUUACAAUGGACAUCCGAAGAGGCCAGGGUCACCAUCACCUCUGGCCAGUCCAGCUCACUCUGCGGUGUCCAUUGGACUCCUCCAGUCAUGUUGCUGCAGGUCCUGUCCUAGAAGGUGUCAACAAACGUGCGGGAAGUACAUGCCAGCGGCUUCGACAGCCCAAGCCAAUCAAACCGGUAGCGGUAUGGACGGAACCUACAUUGUAGAAGCGUCUUUCUAGACAUAUCACCAACUUUACUUGCCUUCAAAUACCUUAGACAUAUUCUAAGCAACAUAAAGCUGUACAAGAUGUCCCACUUUGAUUGAAACCAUACGACAUCUCCGUUAUUAGUAAAGAUAUAUAGGAUGCGGUUUGCACAAACCUGUCACAUUUUUUUGUCAAACGGAAGACGCUGUUAACAAAAUUGUUAUAGCUCUCUUCGUUUUUGAGUUACAGGGUCUCUUUUUGAAAAUUUUGCAAUUUUGGAUAGCCCCCGUAUCUUCG
This is a messenger RNA of Sitophilus oryzae (rice weevil), 851 nucleotides long. RefSeq names its product potassium voltage-gated channel protein Shal-like. The transcript has 3 exons. Bases 225 to 587 code for a protein of 120 amino acids. The record is from RefSeq and is a predicted model, not a curated record. Lineage: Eukaryota; Metazoa; Arthropoda; Insecta; Coleoptera; Curculionidae.